CGAACAGAAACACUGAACAAAUCCCUGGCCAUGGCAAAAAAAGCUGCCGAUCAGGAUCGCACUUCCCUACAUCAAGGGAGACGCAAGCGCUCGAAAUUUUCGCCGACAAAUAUCACGCUUGUCGUUUGGUUAUGUUGUGGUCUCAACAUUGUGGUGACGCUCUUUCAGGGUUCCCUGCUGCAAAGCGUUGAUCGAUCCGAGCAUCCCGGUUUUAUGGAAACUCAUGGUCGCCGACGACCGAUACUUUCCGCUGACCGUCGUAUGGCGCAAUUAACUUGCGAUGCCUACGGUGGACCACUAGACAAAGAAGCCACCGAUGAAAUGGUAUACUGGCAGGAUAUCCCCGAAGACAGCAAAUUCAAAUCGCCCUUUCUUGAGUCAGGAACCCAGCGGUAUUUGACGUUUGAACCCGAUAUAGGAGGAUUCAACAAUGUUCGAAUGUCAAUGGAGACUGUCAUUGCUAUUGCGCACGCUACGGGACGAACUCUCGUACUGCCACCCGAGCAAAACAUAUAUUUGCUCAACAAGCAGAGUGGGACUCAUAAGAAAUCGUUCAGUUUUGCCGACUUUUUCCCAUUAGAUACGUUGUCCUCGGAACAGGACGGAUUGGAUAUUAUUUCGACGAACGAAUUCUUGAGGCGUGAAGGUAUUGCUGGAAAUCUAAAGGAUGGCUCGGGACAAACAUCUUACCCGCCCAAUAAUCGUACGGAUUGGAACGGCAUGCAACGUGAUGUUACUUCGGUUUUGGAGCCUUGGCUACAAAACAUUUCGGUGAUACCAUCAUGGAAUCCAGAAGACUGUAUGGUGGCGUUUCCGACGUCUCGAAAAGCGCAAAACAGCAACAGCUUGCAGCUAGUCUGGGACGACGUUAUGAAAAGCGGGGGAUUUCCUGCUCCCGACAAGUUUAUUGGCACGCCCUCUUCGGUGCGAUCUUCGUCGAUUAAGCGCUUAUACGAAAACAAUAAGGAGCGUGCAUCUUUGUGCAUUUACAACGAGACAUUGCAGCAAGCACCAUUGCUUCACCUUCCUGGCAAAAAUGACAUCGGUGGGCGCCUUUUGGUACACUUUUACGCCUUUCUUUUCUUUGAAGACUGGAAACAAGAUUUGUGGACGAAACGAUUUGUUCGAGACCACCUCAGGUAUGUGGAUGAAAUCCAGUGUGCUGCCGCUCGCAUUGUGCAUGCCAUCCGGAAACGUGCAAUGAAACGCAGUUCUCAAAAUAAGUACGGGAUCUUUGACGCCUUUCACGUUCGUCGGGGUGACUUUCAAUAUAAAAAGACUCGCGUUUCAGCUCAAGACAUGUACGAUAUUUCCAAGGAUGAGAUACCUGACGGCAUGACCGUUUACAUUGCGACUGAUGAGAAGGAUAAAGAUUUCUUCAACAACAUGGCGACACAUUUCGACUUAGUGUUUUUAGACGAUUUCAAGGAUCUUCUGGAAAAUGUAAAUCCCAACCUUUUCGGAAUGAUUGAUCAGCUUGUUGCCAGUCGUUCUCGAGUCUUUUUUGGUUGUUGGUUUUCUACAUUUACUGGGUACAUCAACAGGAUACGAGGAUACCACGCAGAUCGACACAAACUUCCGGGAUUCGAAAAUGGUAUUAUUGAGAGCUACUACUAUGCUCCAAGUCUCUUCAAGAACCGAAUGAAAGAGUUUUGGCCCGUGUCUGGAGCUACGUAUGCUCGUGAGAGGGACGACGGUGUACAUUCGCGCAAACUCAAGUUGAAUGCAUCUCCAAUUCGAGCCGCCCUUUUCGCGUGGUCUAGCUAG
Messenger RNA from Phaeodactylum tricornutum CCAP 1055/1, 1767 nucleotides. RefSeq lists its product with no specific name. The transcript has 4 exons. Lineage: Eukaryota; Bacillariophyta; Bacillariophyceae; Surirellales; Neidiaceae. The record is from RefSeq and is a predicted model, not a curated record. Bases 31 to 1767 code for a protein of 578 amino acids.